Messenger RNA from Acipenser ruthenus (sterlet), 5289 nucleotides. Its product is annotated as rhomboid-related protein 4-like. Gene Ontology annotation, molecular function: serine-type endopeptidase activity. The coding region runs from base 489 to 1493 and encodes 334 amino acids. Gene Ontology annotation, cellular component: membrane. The transcript is spliced from 7 exons. The record is from RefSeq and is a predicted model, not a curated record. Lineage: Eukaryota; Metazoa; Chordata; Actinopteri; Acipenseriformes; Acipenseridae.
AGGGAAUGGUGUGUUGGAGUCGUUUUUAUAACUCCUGCUUGACUGUAUCAAGUUCACGUUGAUACGCUGCCGCAGAACUUCCGCAGACUUCAGGAACUUUACACUUGGCUGACUGUGAAACUGGUAAACACAAAGUUGGAUUCUGCAAUAAAGUUAUUACGAUAUUUCAGAUAGUGAUAGCUACAAUUUCAUUAUCGUCUGGUGCAGCGGGGGGUGUACUGUAAGUUCAGUUCUUGUUAGGUUAAUUUUAUUAGAUAUCAUUUUAGUCUGAAGUUAUUUUGUUUUAUUCUGGCUUUUUGUGUAGAUUGCGCAGUCAUCCGAGCGAUGUGGUCGCACUAGGCCGUAUUCAGAUCAGGGAUGUGUUCUCUGAAGUACGACUGCAUACGACAUUUAACGACUGUUCAAGUACAUUCUUCAUCUAAAUCAGCCUUCUGUCCUGGAAAAGUAAAUCUUCCACUAUUUUACUUGAGCUGUUUCUUGAGAUAGCCAUGAGAUCAAGACAAAGAGGAGUGAAUCUGGGCUUUCUUCUGCUCAUUUCCCAGCUCUUUCGAGUAGGACCCAGUAAUGUCCCCCCUGUAACUCUUGCUACUAUAGGGCUAAACAUUUACCUUUUCCUGGCCCCUCAAAAGCAGUUGCUGGACGUGUGCAUCAGUGUACAGAAUGCCUAUAUCUACAAGGAUUGGACCCGUCUGAUCUUCUCCCCCUUUUACCAUGCUGAUGACUGGCAUCUAUACUUUAACAUGGUGUCUUUGCUAUGGAAAGGGAUAAAGCUAGAGAGGAGACUUGGCAGUCCAUGGUUUGCCUACAUCAUUGGAGUUUUUUCUCUGCUGACUGGUGUUGUAUACAUCAUAUUGGAAAUGGUGUUAACUGAAUUUACAAAGGAUCCAUCGUACAUUAGGCAGUGUGCAGUGGGUUUCUCAGGUGUCUUAUUUGCCUUGAAGGUGAUAAACAACCAUUAUUUCCCAGGGGGUGUUGCACAUGUGUUUGGAUUCCCAGUUGCCAAUAAGUAUGCCUGCUGGGUUGAGCUUGUAGCUAUUCAUUUGGUUUCACCCGGGACUUCUUUUGUUGGGCAUCUGGCAGGCAUUGUUGUUGGACUGCUGUACACCAAAGGGCCUCUGAAGAAGAUAAUGAAAAUAUGUGCAGGAGUUGUGUCUUCUGAUGGCGGUUAUUCAAGAGGUUCAUACUUCAGUUAUACAGGAUACAGUGGAUUGAGAAGUUCACCAAGAAGAUCUAAUGCAUAUAACUCAUACACCCCGUUCAACCAGUACAGUCCAAACAACACUUACAGCGCCAGCAAUGAGGCCCCUGGGUAUGAACCAUACACAGGAGGGCUGUCUGAAGAAGAGCAGUAUCAAGCGGCCAUCAGGGCCAGCCUGAAUGAUCAAGGUAGUGGACAUGCUCAGAGAAGACCAAAUUAUGGAUUUAACAUUCCAACGGGACCUCUGACCCAGGAAGAGAUAAGACAGCGAAGACUCAACCGCUUUGAGGGAUAAGGCGUGGGACCCUCAGCUGUUAGAGAGCCAUGCUGUCUUUACAGGGCUAAAUUGUAAAAUGCAAUGUGUGACUGAGCUACAAAAAGCACGACCUGGAUAGGCAUGCUGAUUUGCAGGCUUGAUUUGGGGAUUUUUUCUGUUCAGUUUCAAAGAAAAUCAUUUUUACCCAAAUGGCUUGGUACGGGUAUUUUGAUCCAACACCUGCAGCAACUCCACAGCUUACAUUCCAGCAUGUAUGGAAGGGUUUGUGGGUCACUGGCAAUAAAGAAGAGCGAUUGCUCUGGGUAUGUAGGGGCUAGAUCUCAUGCAUCUGAUCUCAUGCCAGACAACUGCUUGCUGAUUUGCUGGACAGGCACCUUUGUACAGUACAGUAUAUGCAUGGUGGUGAUGGGUACUGACAUUUUUUUUAUCAUGCUGACAAUUUGUGGCUGGUCUUGGAAUUUGUCCUGUUUACAUACUUGUGUAAAAUACUUCACCUGCCUUUUUGGUUGUGAUAGUAAUUGUUAAGACAAUGUGGCAUUUCCUUGACAGUACGAAACAAGACAUUGUUUACAUUAUGUCUACUGUCAGCAUGUUGUAAGAAAGAUCAGGGUCUACACAUUGUUGACAGUGUAGAGUGGACUAACUAGACCUCUCAUUAGCUUGCAAUUCUACAUUUUCUGUGUUUUUAGUUUUAGUCUAGAUGUUAUUUUUACUUUCGCUCUUGCGAAGUCCAUUUGUCAUGUUACCGAAGACAGAUUCACACAUUGUACAUUCACUUCCCGUGUAGCAGUCAGCUGUCUGCAUUAAAUUCAGUUCUUAAUACCUGCUGCACAGGAAACUGAUCUAUAUUGUGUAACUGGGUAGCUAUCUGGAAAACUUAAAUAAGGGACUUGCAAGAAAGUUGUGUUUAAGUCUGAAUUUUCCUUUUAGAACUUUAUUACUUUCAUGCUUUGUACUCCCAGUAUUGAUCCACAGUACCCAUUCUUCAACAGACCUUUUAUAUUUGCACUAUAUAUAUAUAUAUAUAUAUAUAUAUAUAUAUAUAUAUAUAUAUAUAUAUAUAUAUAUAUAUAUGCUUGUAUUCUCUUCCCUGUAAUGUAGCAGUGUGGUGGUGUUUUGUGUUUUUUUGGUUUUUUUUUACCAAACAUCUAUAUUAUUGAGAACUUUGUAUACAAGUUUCUUUAUAUGUGCUUUUUGUACCCGUUUGCAAUACUGUGACAGGGUACUCCCCGCCCCUGUGCAUAUUUUAUGUUUUGUGUUAUUUUGUAUUCGUUGUAUUAUUAUUAUUAUUCAAAUAUGCUGUUUUGUGUUUAUUUAAAAAACACACCAUUUUAUUGUUAUUGUUUGACAGCCUGGAUGGGGUCAAAAUGCCCCAUUGUCUGUAAAAGAAAAACGGCCAAUGAUUGAACGGGAACAGAUACUGAACUGCUUGAGUCAUGCUUAAGGCCUAAUGUUGUGAAGCUCACAUUGGCACUGCAUGAACUAUCACUACUCAAUGGAUAAACAGAGCUUCCAGUGCUGUCAACCCAGCCCCAUUCCAAAGGACCGGAAGUUGUUCUUUCUUUUCUCAAUUAAAAAGGAAAACAAAACAAAUAAAAAUUACUUUGUGGAGUCUCAAGCAAUACAGUAUCUUUUACCAUUAACAUUUAUAGUACAUCCCCUUUAUAAGACUACCCAUUACACUGCAGACCAGCUACAAGGUACUUUCCUUAUCAUGAUAAGGUGGAAGACAAAUAACUCAGCAUUGUAACUACAGCUCCCAACUAUAGCUUUAUAAAGGGGACACACUGUAUGUUUUUUAAAUGUAUUUUUCAAUACUAAAAAAAAUAUAGCUACUUUAAUUCUGAUGGUCAUUUGAAAACGUUUAUAGAAUCCUCUAACAGCAGAGGAACACAGCACUUACCAAUUUGAUUACACUCCUGUGGGAAGAAAAUUAACAACACAAAGCCAAUUUCUCCAUAUUUCUUCAUUAUAUUUCAAUCACAGGAAUGUUAUCCAAGUAACACCUAAAUCUUGUUCUGUGCUCAGAGUUACUUUUCAUAAUGAAGCACCAUUUGGCUUUCAGACCUUCAUAAACACUUGACAUCUGCUGACUUGCAGUCUUUUCUGAUGUUCUUCCUUGAGCGUUUCUGACCCGAUCAUCACUGCUCCUCAUUUAAACGUGAAAAUUAUGCUUGAUCCAGACUAGAGCAAAUAUAAUAACUCAUUAACAUGCACCACUGCUCUAAAUACAGAAUUAGAGCCAUCAGUAUCAAGUAGUACAAUGCUAUGACUUACAUGCACCAAAAUGUAAAAAGAUUCUGAUGUUGCCAAGCUAUUGAACCCUGGAGGAGCCACUUCAGCUUAUCUGGUCUGCCAAGCAGUUAAGUACGUGAAUAUGCCGUGUGUAGGGCGAGAGGACUGUGUAAAAUGACGUCUCUUACACAGUAAGACAUCCUACACAUGACGUGUUCACUUAUUACACGACGUAUUAACUUAUUAUAAAUCGCACAAAUUAAGACUGCUCUUUAAAGGAAUAGAUUUAAAACCAAAAAAAAAACUAUUUUAAUUUUUGUAAAACAUCAUUUUUAAGGUCGGUUAUUAAUGACUGCACUUUCAUUCACAGUACCAGCCAACUUCCAAGCUUCUAAUUACGUAUUAAAUACAUUUCCUGACAGAAAUGUUUGCCUUGGCUGCAAAAAGAAAUGACAAGAUAAAAAAUGUACAGUACUUUUUAUUUAAUAAUUCAAAGAUUGAGGCAACAAUUUUGGGAAAGGAAAACCAUGUAUUUAAGUGGCUGGAUUAAAUUUAUUGCCUUACCCCCAAAGUAUUAUUAACUGACACUAAAAGCAUGACAAUGAAUACAUUGCAUUCAAAAGGCAGUGCAAUUUCUAUUAUAUUUUUUUUUUUUACAAAAUUAAAAUGUACUUACCAAGAUCUUGGUUAUGCGCUUUUUCUUGCCCUUCAAAAUACAAUAAACUGUACCCAGACCAAAGCUGUGUCAUGUCCUGUGGACAGACAGGGACAGCCGUUGACUGGCUAUGCAUAACCAGCAGGAACCCAGGGCUAUAUUUCCCAUCAUUAUUGAACCAGGAGAACCAGGCUCUCCCUUUGCACCUGAGAUACAAACAAACUAAUAUUGAGCAAAUAGCUUACACAAUUAAUAGGUUUUAUAAAAGUACAUAAGGGAACUGCUGUAUGAAAUAUGAAUGAAACAGAAAGAGCUUUGCUAACAGGUGCAAACAAAUCCAAACACAUGAAAACUGCCACAGAAUCUGGGUAGUAAAUUGAAGUAGCAGAUAGUUUACCACGUGGUGCAUUCUUCAGUUAAUUGAGCUAAUUUUGUAUAAAAACCCAUACACAGAGCCUUACCAAUGUGAGGAAAUUUAGUUAGCUACAGUAUUUAAUACUAUACUUAGUAUUUUAUACUUUGGCAAGUAUGCACACAGUAUAAACCUGUCAUAAAUGUUUUACUUUGCACAGCUUAGCCUUCAACCCAUCAUAGGUUGAGGAGGUCCACAAGCACAAUAUCCUGGCUAUCCUGUUCAGGGUGGCAGGAAAGCAAUGUUAGGUUCAGCUUGAAAUACAUUUUAAAUUUAACUAGAAACUGCCCAUACAGUAUGUGAUCAGAACACACAGUUUAUGUUUACUUUUGAGGGGAGUAUUUUUUAAAACCAUAUGUCAAAGCUAUACCAAUAUCUUUUGAAGCUGUUCUGUUCAGUGUUGUUGUAGAACUAUCCCAGAAACAAACAACUUGCACAUACAAUUUCUACAAGAUGUUACAUCUUGUAAUUGUAACUCUGACCUAAAUAAACCCAUCUAUGCUUAAUCCUUA